Messenger RNA from Manduca sexta (tobacco hornworm), 1826 nucleotides. RefSeq names its product 26S proteasome non-ATPase regulatory subunit 11 (gene Rpn6). Gene Ontology annotation, molecular function: structural molecule activity. Bases 169 to 1434 code for a protein of 421 amino acids. Gene Ontology annotation, biological process: ubiquitin-dependent protein catabolic process. The transcript has a single exon. Gene Ontology annotation, cellular component: proteasome regulatory particle, lid subcomplex. NCBI's taxonomy places the organism in Eukaryota, Metazoa, Arthropoda, Insecta, Lepidoptera, Sphingidae. The record is from RefSeq and is a predicted model, not a curated record.
GAAAUCUUAACCCCGGUAACCCGACCGCGUCUACGAUUUGUUUCUGAAGGGGUCGUCGAUGACUUUGCGAAUUACAACAAAAUUACAAAGAAAAAGUGUUCCGUUGUAGUACAUUAUUACUGUUUAUCUAAUACGUUUUAUAGUGUAAGCAUAUAAAUACAACACAACAUGGCCGGAGCUAUGUUAUUCGAGAGAUCGCGCGUGUCGUCGUCCACUAACAGAGACGAAGACGUCCGCAUGACCGACAAAAUGGUUAGCACUGGCGAGCUGCCCGAGGAUGACGAAGAAAACAUAAGAGCCAAGGAGCAGGGCAUCCUGAACCUCGGGGAAAAGUACAAGAAGGAAGGAAAGGCUAAGGAAUUGGCGGAUUUGAUCAAAGCAACAAGACCCUUCCUCAGCUUGAUAAGCAAAGCGAAGGCGGCAAAACUAGUGCGUUCACUGGUGGACUUCUUCUUGGAUUUGGAGGCGGGCAUCGGUAUCGAAGUACAGUUGUGUAAAGAGUGUAUAGAAUGGGCCAAGGAGGAGCGGCGCACGUUCUUGCGUCAGUCACUCGAGGCAAGACUAAUCGCGUUGUACUUCGACACUGGCAUGUACACGGAGGCGCUGGACCUCGCCACGGCGCUCCUAAGGGAACUCAAGAAGUUAGACGAUAAGAACUUACUAGUAGAAGUACUUCUUUUAGAAAGUAAGACCUACCAUGCCCUUAGCAAUUUACCUAAAGCUCGUGCCUCGUUGACGUCCGCCAGGACCACCGCCAACGCCAUUUACUGCCCUCCAAAAAUGCAGGCCGCACUCGACUUGCAGUCCGGCAUAUUGCAUGCUGCAGACGAACGUGAUUUUAAAACAGCCUACUCAUAUUUUUACGAAGCGUUUGAAGGGUAUGACGGUGCAGACAGUCCUAAAGCGCUAACAGCGCUCAAGUACAUGUUGCUAUCGAAGAUCAUGCUGAAUCAGGCUGAGGAGGUGGGCACCGUGUGUGGUAGUAAAGCCGCCCUCAAGUAUGCGGGUAAAGAGUUGGAAGCGAUGAGAGCAGUUGCAACCGCCUCGCACAAGAGAUCACUAGCCGACUUCCAAGCAGCCCUCAAAACGUACAAACGAGAGUUGGAGGAGGAUGCGGUUGUCAGAGCUCACCUCGGGGCCUUAUAUGAUACUAUGUUGGAACAAAACUUAUGUCGUAUUGUAGAGCCUUAUAUGCGCGUCCAAGUAGACCAUGUGGCCCGAUCAAUCCGUCUGCCUGUAGUACAAGUAGAAAAGAAACUGUCCCAGAUGAUAUUGGACAAAAAGCUGAACGGCAUUCUGGACCAAGGUGAAGGUGUGUUGAUAGUGUUUGACGAGUCCCCCCUGGACAAGACCUAUGAGACAGUCCUGGAGACCAUCCACCAUAUGAGCAAGGUUGUUGAUACUCUCUAUCAGAAAGCUAAAAAACUCUCAUAGACCUCACAUGUAAAUUUGUUGUAGCAUUAAAGGAUGUAUAUCAAAGUAACCAUAAAUUUUCAGUUCAAACUAUUUGUAAAUGAAACCUAUUUUUUGAAUGAAUUCAAAAUUGCAUUAUUUGUACCACAUUUGUUAAAAGCUGAGCAAUAACUGAAAAAUAUUAUUUAAAAAAUGUAAAAAAAUAUUGUCUAGAAAGUGGGGAAUUUUCAUGUAUGCUACAGGCCCACCUUGUAUGGUGGUUUUUUUCACCAUAGCAUAAAGUUACAAUAACGCAGCAUUUUGAAAAUAAUUAUACUAAUUCUUAAUUUGUUUUUACAUUUCGUUUUAACAUAAGCUAGUGAAAAAUUAUAAUAUUCUGUUUUAUUGAGAAGAAAUAAAAGGUGUUCUCCAAA